UCGAUUUACGAUACAUAGACACAUAUUUGUGUGAAUGGACAUAUCAAAGAAGAAGAGACCCAAACAUGAAUUUGGAACUGCUUGAAUCCUUUGGCCAAAACUAUCCGGAAGAGUUUGAUGGAUCGCUGGACUGCAUAUCACUGGCGGUAACCUGCUCCUUUAACAAAUACGGCACUCUGCUCGCCGUUGGCUGCAACGAUGGGCGCAUUGUUGUUUGGGACUUUUUGACGCGCGGCAUUGCUAAAAUAAUUUCGGCACAUGUGCAUCCCGUGUGCAGUCUCAGCUGGACAAGAAAUGGCCACAAGUUGCUUUCCGCUUCUACAGACAACAAUGUUUGCAUUUGGGACGUGCUCACCGGCGAACUGGAGCACAAAUAUCGUUUUCCCUCGCCGGUGCUAAAAGUCCAGUUUGAUCCACGCAACGACAGCCGUCUACUCGUUUGUCCCAUGCGAUAUGCAGCUGUGCUAGUUAAAAUUGCCGGCACACAUCGCUGUUUGCCGCUGGAUUCGGAUGGCGAUUUGAAUAUAGUGGCCUCUUUCGACCGUCGUGGCAAGCACAUUUACACAGGCAACGCCAAAGGCAAAAUACUUGUGUUGGAUGUGGAAACAUUUGAAGUCGUUGCCAGUUUUCGCAUCAUUGUAGGCACGUCGAGUGCGACAGCAGUCAAAAGUAUUGAAUUCGCUCGACGAGGCGACGCCUUUCUCAUAAAUACAUCGGAUCGGGUAAUACGAGUCUAUGACUCCAAGGAGAUUAUUGCCUUGGGCAAGGAUGGCGAACCGGAACCCAUACAAAAACUGCAGGAUCUGGUCAACAAAACGACGUGGAAGAAAUGCUGUUUCUCUGGCGAUGGUGAAUACAUUUGUGCUGGCAGCGCACGUCAACAUGCGCUUUACAUAUGGGAGAAGUCGAUUGGUAAUCUGGUUAAGAUACUCCAUGGCACUAAGGGUGAACUGCUGUUGGAUGUUGUGUGGCAUCCGGUGCGUCCAAUUAUAGCUAGCAUUAGUUCGGGCCUGGUUUCGAUAUGGGCACAAAAUCAGGUGGAGAACUGGUCGGCAUUUGCGCCCGACUUCAAGGAACUGGACGAGAAUGUUGAAUACGAGGAACGCGAGUCUGAGUUCGAUAUUGGUGAUGAGGAUAAAUCUGUGGACUUGAAUGCCGAUGCCCAGCAGGAUGAGGAGAUCGAAGUUGAUGUACAAAAAGUCGAACCAGUUGCCGCCUUUUGUUCUUCCGAUGAGGAGGGCGAAGACGAGAAUGCUCUACAAUUUCUGCCCAUGGCACCGGAGGUGGAGGAUCCCGAGGAUGGCUGGACACCGCAAGACAACAUGGAGCCGAGCUCAGCGCUGAUGGGCAACGACUCGCGAGACUAUGAAGACGACAUCAUGGCAUCCAAGCGUCGACGCAUGCAGCACUACGAUGUCAGCCUGCCCGAUGCACCCACCGAUGAAACCCAUCCACUUAUUUCCAGCAAGGCCGGCAAGGACAAACAACAGCCGAUUGGUGGCAAAAAAGCAGCGGGUCGUGCGAAAAAAUGAGACUCGUGCCGCAUUUAUCGUUUAUUUAAGUUCUAAAAUUUAAUAAAUCUCAGUCUUAAAACGA
This is a messenger RNA of Drosophila grimshawi, 1596 nucleotides long. It is a transcript of the gene Rbbp5, whose product is annotated as retinoblastoma-binding protein 5 homolog. The record is from RefSeq and is a predicted model, not a curated record. Gene Ontology annotation, molecular function: protein binding. Gene Ontology annotation, cellular component: Set1C/COMPASS complex. The transcript has 7 exons. The coding region runs from base 66 to 1532 and encodes 488 amino acids. NCBI's taxonomy places the organism in Eukaryota, Metazoa, Arthropoda, Insecta, Diptera, Drosophilidae.